GCCGUGCGGCUCUCGACACUGCCAGCAGCCAUGAUCGACCUCACCCAAGACUCACCACCACAAAAGAAGCGCCGCACGGAGGCCACGCCCAGCGGCGCCCUCGUCCACACGCUCGCAAGGACGCACAACGUCCAGGAGCACACGAUCGGCGCAGUGCGACGUUUGUUGGUCGACGAGCAGCGCACGGUGCCCUUCGUGGCGCGCUACCGGGCCCAGGAGACGCAGCACCUGCCGCCGGACGCGCUGCGCGCGAUACUGGACGCGCUGCACGGCGCCGCGGCGCUCGAGGCGAAGCGCCAGAAGGUCCUCGAGGCGAUGCGGGCCGCGAACGCGUCGCCCGAGGCGUUAUCGGCGGCGCGGCGCGCCGGCACGCUGCGAGCUUUAGAUGAUGCCUACGCGCCCUUCAAGGGCUCGGCGAAGUGCUCCAAGGCGGCGAAGGCGCGCGAGGACUUCCCCGCGAGCGACCGGAUCGUCGCAUCACUAUUAGCAAGGGGCGAGGAGCCGCGGCACCUCCACCCGAAGCAGAAGGAAUGCGUACUACUCGUCUUAGCCGACGCCGUGGCCAAGGACCCGCGCGCGCGGGCCGCGACGCAGCGCCGUUUUGUAAGGGGCACGGUCGCGGCCAAGAAAGGCAAGGAGCCGAACGCCGAGUACCGCUUCUACGAGGGCUGGUCGAGACCGUUGAGACGGGUCGCGGGCCACGCGUGGCUCGCGCUCGAAAGAGCCUCGAAGGCCAAGGCGUUAUCACUGAGUAUAGACCCCGGAGGUGAUGAUAGGGAGGCCGUGCGGGACCUGGCCCAAUGUUUAAACCUGCGCCAUUCGAAGUUCGCGGCACCAGCUCUCAAGGACGCCUGGACGCGCCUCUUGAAGCCGCGCGGCCGGCGCGAGGCGAAGCGCGACGGUUUACUAAGGGCCAAGGACGAGGCCAUCGCGUGCUUCGCUUCGAAUGUAAAGAAGCUCCUCGAGCAGGCGCCUCCGUUGAUAGAUGAUGGAAGUGUAUUAGCCGUGGACCCGGGGUUCCGGCACGGCCACAAGUGCUGCAUCGUAUCCGGUAGAGACGGGUCGCUGUUGACGCAUUUCACGGUCGACGCGCCCGGGGCCGAGGAUGAUAUGAAACAGGCGUCGAAGCGCCUCGAUGGUAUGAUAGGCGAUCAUACUAUUACUUGUGUCGCGAUUGGUGAUGGGACAAAUACAAGAGGCGCGCAGCGACUGGUGGCUUCUACUCCGAAACUAUCAAAAGUUCCGAGAGCCGUCGUGAGGGAGUGCGGCGCGAGUGUCUACUCGGCGAGCGAUAGUGCUGCCAAAGAGUUCGGCGAAAACGUGCCUCUGUCCGCGCGGGGCGCGGCGUCGCUCGCGCGGCGGUUAUUGGACCCGCUCGGCGCUUUUCCGCGUGGGAAUCAACCAGUACGUGUCGCGUCGAUGGCGUUUACCCUCGACGCCAUCGAGCAGACAGCACACCGUCGAGCAGCCACAAAGACAACGCCGCGUCGCAGGCGAGUACGUCAAGCUGGACCCGAAGACGCUCGGCGUCGGCUCCUACCAGCACGACUUAGAUGCCAAGCAGCUCCGAAGAGCCUUGGACGGGGCCGUCGAGGACGCCGUGAGUGGCGUCGGCGUCGACGCGAACGGCGCGUCCUCGGCACUUUUAGAAAGAGUCGCUGGGCUGAAUGCGACCUUAGCCAAGGCUCUCGUGGCUGAUAGGCCGUUCUCUUCGCGCAACGACCUGAAACGAGUGAAAGGAUUGGGCCCGAAGACGUUUGACAAUGUGGCGGGUUUCCUGCGCGUGUCAAAUUCGCGCGAGGUCCUCGACGCGACGCGUAUCCACCCGGACGACUACGGCGAGGCCUGGCGCUUGUUGCGGAAGGCCGGCGUUUCAUCAGAUGAUGUACAACGCGCUUCUGUCAAAGGCGGCGGUUUAGGUUCAGACACAAUUGAAAAACUACGAAGGCUCCCGCCGUCGUCGCUCGUCGAAUUACUGUGCGACCCUUGUUUAGCCGGCGACGCGCGGUAUGUAUUGGCGCCGCCGCCCAUCCUGGAAAGAGGGGCACCGCUCACUUUGAAGGAUUGUAACGUGGGAAGGGUCUUCGCGGGGACCGUGCGCAACGUGGCUCCUUUUGGCGCUUUCGUCGAUAUUGGGGUCGGCGUGGACGGGCUCUUGCACUCCUCGCAGUUCGGCCCUUCGGAUAGGAUUGAAAUAGGGGCGCGCGUCGACGUGGCCGUGGUGGAGGUCGACGAGCCUAGAAGGCGUGUCGGCUUGCGGUUGGCGCGGAAGCGGGGGCGGGACCCGUGAUUUUGUGGCUACGUACGAUGCUGCGAGGCCGUCCGCGUCGUCGGGAACCUCGCAAUCUCUGGUUGAAGGCGCGGACCGGAGUAUGCGCGGUCACGUCGUUCUGUGAGUCCGCCCGCGCGUCGUCGGGCGUGCUGUCGCGCCAGGAACCUCGCGAACUCUGGUUGAAGGCCCGGGCCGGGUUACCUCGUAAAACUCUGGUUGAAGGCGCGGGCCGGAUACGGCGCGUCCAGCCAGCCCCGAGAGCUCUCCGGAGGUGUCUCUGAAUGGGCCUGUGUAGUUUUGCGUCAUAAGCUAGCG
Molecule: messenger RNA, 2587 nt
Organism: Pelagomonas calceolata
Lineage: Eukaryota; Pelagophyceae; Pelagomonadales; Pelagomonadaceae
Source: the annotation of a GenBank genome assembly